AUCACUGUCAGUUCGGCUUGUCUCGACGUGAUGUGUGCUAUAAGUACUCUAGUCUAGCAUCGCUAGACCGGUUUCACCCUACUCGCAUCCCCCGGUUCCCAGUUCGUCAGUGGGAGCCUUGUUUCUAGCCAUGUACUUUCCUGUCAAUGUUGUUCACUUCGUCCUUGCCGUUGCUUUGUUUGGGUUCGUGAUGGCUCUGAGGUACAGACGUCCCCACUUGGCGCCGCCAGGUCCAGCAGGUUGGCCAUUCAUCGGUAACUUACUGGAUCUGCCUACGUCCCAACCUUGGAUCGCCUUCGCGCAAUGGAGCACACGGUGGGGUAACAUCAUGCAGCUCGACCUCUUGGGGCAGCCCUUGGUCAUCGUGGGUUCGCACCAGACGGCAGUCGACAUGCUUGGGCGGAAGACCUCAAUGUACUCGGAUAGACCUCGCUUGACCUUCUUGGGACGGCUGGUUGGGUGGGACCGCAUGACGGCCUUACUUCCCUUUGGUCCUCGUUGGCGUGAGACCCGUCAACUCUUUGCCCCUGCUCUUGGCAGUCGCGCCAGCGUCGUCGCAUUCGAGCCUAUCAUGAACGUUCAAAUCACUCGCUUCUUGCCUCGUAUCAUGCAGAGCCCCAACAAGAUCGUGGAUCAGGUUGUAAGGACUGUAGCUGCCACGACCUUGAUGAUACUUUAUGGCUACGACCUUCGCGAAGACGACAAUACCUUUGUGGACAUCGCCCGCGUCGCAAUGCCCGAAUUCUCUUCUGGACUGUUGCCCGGCUCUUACCUGGUCGACCUCCUUCCUAUCUUGCAGUACGUUCCGUCAUGGAUACCGGGCUCAGGGUGGAAGAAGUCAGCGAAGACCUACAAACGCGAUCUUAACACGUUGCUGGAUACUCCAUACGAAUAUGCGAAGCAAGAGAUAGCGAAAGGCAGCACCUUCCCCUCGUUUGUAUCCCUUUGCCUUGGCGAGUCUCCCGAUGCCGAUCGAGAGGAACUCGUCAAGACAGCGGCGUCGUCACUCUAUGUUGGUGCUGUUGACUCGACUAGUUCCGCUGUGACGACUUUCUUCCACGCUAUGGCAAAGUAUCCCGAGAUCCAGAAGAGAGCUCAGGAGGAGAUCGAGCGCGCUGUCGGAAACGACAGACUGCCCUUAUUGCAGGACCGGCCCAAUCUUCCCUACAUCGAUGCCAUUGUAUCCGAAGUGCUCAGAUGGAAGUCGGCGGUUCCUCUAGGCAUGCCGCAUCGCUUGCAGCAGGAUGACGUACAUGACGGCUUCUACCUCCGUGAAGGUACUAUCGUGGUGGCGAACAUUUGGCAAAUGCUGCAUGAUCCGGAUACAUAUGCGCAGCCCGAGGUGUUCAACCCAGAUCGGUUCAUUGCCUCAGAGAAGAACGCUGCUGAGACGGACCCGCGCAAGAUCAUAUGGGGUUUCGGUAGACGCUCGUGCCCCGGCUUGUAUCUCGCGGACACGUGCAUAUUUCUUGCCGUCGCACAGAUCUUGGCGGCGUUCAAUAUCACGACACAAGAAGAGCGUGAUAUUCGAGAUGAUGACUACACUACCGGGAUCAUCAGUCACCCUGGGCCCUUCGAUUGCACCGCUACCCCACGUUCGGCGAAGGCCGAAGUGCUCAUCCAUUCUGUAGGCCUGAGCUAAAUCAGCAGGAGACCUGCAAAUACCUGGCAAACACGCCACUCACCAUCAUAUAAUGAACGAUCCUGACAAAUCCUGCCACGAUCAUAUAACUUAUUGCUUUCGUUGUACCACCCAACCCACCGAAUUCUCUUGUUAUCGUAUUCACAUAGAUACCAUAAAAUACUUAGCAACUUCGUAGUCACCGAUUCGACGCUCGCACAGC
Molecule: messenger RNA, 1844 nt
Organism: Rhodofomes roseus
Lineage: Eukaryota; Fungi; Basidiomycota; Agaricomycetes; Polyporales; Fomitopsidaceae
Product: cytochrome P450
Exons: 13
Coding region: 131-1642 (503 amino acids)
Molecular function (GO): oxidoreductase activity, acting on paired donors, with incorporation or reduction of molecular oxygen; heme binding; iron ion binding
Source: RefSeq, a predicted model, not a curated record